This is a messenger RNA of Cyclocybe aegerita, 609 nucleotides long. Lineage: Eukaryota; Fungi; Basidiomycota; Agaricomycetes; Agaricales; Hemipholiotaceae. The record is from the annotation of a GenBank genome assembly.
AUGCGUUUCUCUCAAGUCCAAGUCGCUCUCCUCGCCACCGCCCUCGUCGGUGCCCCCGCAGUCCUUGCCAACGAGGCUGAUGAGGUUACAUCCGUCAAUGCCCGUGAGGCGACAGUUGAAGUUGAGGCUCGUCAAGAGGCACCCGUCGCCGAAUUCGAAGCUCGCGACGAAGCCAUCGAGCUCGAAGCCCGCCAUGGUCGAGGUGCAAGAUUCGGCCAUGCCCUUGGCCGCAUUGUUGGUACCUACGCCUCCCACCGCAUGCAACAAGGACGGCGUGAUCUGGACGAUGUCAUCGACCUUGAGGCACGUCACGGUAGUGGUCGGGGUAUUGGCCGUGCAAUUGGCCACGGACUCAGACACGUCGCCAAGGGCUUCGCCCACUCCUUCUCCCAGCAGCGGCGCGACUUGACUGACGUCGAGGACCUCGAAGCUCGCCGCGGUGGAGGCGGAGGCGGAGGCGGAGGUCACUGGCACCAUAGGCGCGACCUCACCAACAUGGAAGAUCGCCGGGAAUUGACUGAGGAACCCGAAGUCCUCCAGAGGCGCAUCGACGACUUUGAGGCUCUCCUCGCUCGCUAUGCCGAAUCUGAGGCCGCUCAGCUCGACUAA